GAACAAGAAAUCAGAAAGUUAGCAAAGCAGGGACAGAAGGAAGCGUGUGGUGUGUUGGCCAAACAGCUACUACAGUUGCGAAAACAGAAAGCCAAAAGUCUGAAUAUGGGUGCUCGGAUGAAUGCAAUCAGUGCCAAAAAUAGAGAAAUGUACAGUAUGGGACGAAUGGCUGAUGCGGUUGGCAAGACGACGGAUACGAUGAAAGUGAUGGAAAAACAGUUACCACCGGAAAAGCUGGCUAAAAAUUUGGACGAAUUUACAAGAGCGCAGGAACGCCUUGGUGUUACUGACGAGUGA
Molecule: messenger RNA, 297 nt
Organism: Gongylonema pulchrum
Lineage: Eukaryota; Metazoa; Nematoda; Chromadorea; Rhabditida; Gongylonematidae
Source: the annotation of a GenBank genome assembly